CCAUCCUCAUGGAGUGUGAGACUCUUUCUACUUAAAGAGUGACUGACCUAAUACAGUCAAUGCCCCUUAUACAGUUUUGCUUUUGUUACAACUUUGGUACAUUGCUGCAUCUGCAUUGUUUGAUUGCAUUGUCUUCUCAUAGGGUGGAGGUUUUUAAUACGCAGAUUACACAGAACUCAUCCAUUCUACUGUGAAAAGAAGUAGGGAGGUCAAGAUUUGGAGCAUAGAGUUCAAUGGGUUCCUUGUGGCGUUCCAUUGCACAUGUGUAUUUCAUAAUAGCAUUCAUCAGUUCCUCUGCUCUAGCAGAAGAUCCAUAUAAAUUCUUUACCUGGAAUAUUACAUAUGGUACCAUAUGGCCUCUUGGUGUUCCUCAGCAGGGAAUUCUGAUCAAUGGUCAGUUUCCUGGACCUGAUAUUGAUAGUACGACAAAUGACAACAUUAUUAUUAAUGUAUUUAAUAAUUUGAACCAAAAAUUCCUAUUGUCAUGGAGUGGGAUACAGCAGAGAAGAAACUCCUGGCAAGAUGGAGUUUUUGGAACCAAUUGUCCCAUUCCACCUGGGAAAAACUUCACAUACAAGUUCCAGGUGAAGGAUCAGAUAGGAACCUAUUUCUACUUCCCGUCAAUGUACUACCAUAAGGCAGCAGGAGGCUUCGGAGGCCUUAAAGUUGUUAGCAGGCCCCUGAUCCCUGUGCCUUUCCCUGCUCCUGAUGGUGAUGUCACUCUGCUGAUAGGCGACUGGUACAAGAGAAAUCAUACUAUCCUUCGGAGAACUCUCGACUUGGGGAAAUCUCUGGGUGCUCCUGAUGCUGUUCUCAUCAAUGGCCGAGGACCAAAUGGUUAUGCAUUGACAGUGGAGCAAGGAAAAACCUAUCGUCUUCGCAUUUCAAAUGUGGGAUUGUCAUCCUCUCUGAACUUCAGGAUUGAGGGGCACAAAAUGAAGCUUGUUGAAGUGGAGGGCUCUCACACUGUCCAAAAUAUCUAUGAUUCUCUUGAUAUACAUGUUGGUCAGAGCUACUCUGUUCUGGUGACUGCGGAUCAGCCACCUCAGGACUACUACCUCGUUGCAUCUACUCGAUUCACUAGUCCUAUUCUCACGGGUUAUGGAGUCUUCCGCUACAGCAAUUCUCAGAAGGCUGUUUCUGGAUCUAUUCCGGGAGGUCCAACCAUUCAGGUUGACUGGUCUCUUAACCAGGCAAGAUCCAUCAGAUGGAACCUGACAGCCAGUGCAGCUCGUCCUAAUCCCCAAGGAUCAUACCAUUAUGGGAACAUUACCAUUACUCGAACCCUGAAGCUCGCAAGUUCUUCAGCCAUAAUCAAUGGGAAACAGCGUUAUGCAAUGAAUGGUGUUUCUUUCCAGCGUCCCGACACACCAUUGAAGCUUGCAGAUUACUAUAAUAUUGGUGGAGUGUUCGCCGUGGGUGGUAUUCCUGACAGUCCUGAUGGUAGAUCUGCUUAUCUCCAGACUGCUGUGAUCGAUGGAGAUUACAGAGCUUUCAUUGAGAUUGUCUUCCAGAACUAUGAAGACACCAUACAGUCAUGGCAUUUGGAUGGAUAUUCCUUUUUUGUAGCAGGAAUGGAUGGAGGAGAAUGGACACAAUCAAGCAGAGCGAGCUACAAUCUGUUCGAUGCAGUUUCUCGCUGCACAACACAGGUAUAUCCAAAGUCAUGGACUGCUGUUCUUCUAACCUUAGAUAACGCGGGAAUGUGGAACCUAAGGUCAGAAACAUGGGAAAGGCAGUACCUGGGCCAGCAAACGUACCUGAGAGUGAAAUCUCCAGUAAAAUCGCUGAGAGAUGAAUAUGACAUUCCUCUUAAUGCUCUGCUCUGUGACGCAGCCAGGGGCCGUUCCCGUACUCCCCAACCAUAAAUCCAUCCAUUAUUCCAUUACAAUUCUUUCAUUCGCCAUGGAUGCUUCUCUGGUACAGUCACAACAGGGUGACUGAUUAGUGAUUAAUUCUCAUUACUGCAAUGUCUCUCCAUUGUAGCCGCAAUUUUAAAUUUUCGGCCCUUAUAAAUAAGCGAAGAGCUUCCUGCUGCAAUGGAAGCCUUCUGUUCUAGUUUGAAUUUAAUUAUUCGAAUAUUUAUAAAUUUUUAUAAUUUCCGGUACCGCCGAAUUAAUUUCAUCUUUUUUUA
Cryptomeria japonica (Japanese cedar) is the source of this 2134-nucleotide messenger RNA. Its product is annotated as L-ascorbate oxidase homolog. Lineage: Eukaryota; Viridiplantae; Streptophyta; Pinopsida; Cupressales; Cupressaceae. The transcript has 8 exons. The record is from RefSeq and is a predicted model, not a curated record. Gene Ontology annotation, molecular function: oxidoreductase activity; copper ion binding. The coding region runs from base 234 to 1868 and encodes 544 amino acids.